AUGUUCACCACUGACCUGAAGGAGUCCAAGCAGGAGCGGGUGGCAAUCAAUGGAGUUGAGCCACAGAUGAUUGGCAUGCUGGUGAGCUAUGCCUAUACAUCAGAGGUCUACAUUUCCAAAGCAAACGUCCAGGCACUGCUGGCUGCAGCCAAUCUGCUGGAUGUGAUGGCCGUACGAGAGGCCUGCUGUCGUUUCAUGGAGCGUCAGAUGGAUGAGAUGAACUGCGUGGGGAUCCACUGCUUUGCUGAGGCCCAUUCGUGUAAGCAGCUCGAGAAACGGAGCAUGGACUACAUUCUUGAGCACUUCAGCUGCGUCUGUCAACAGGAGGAGUUCUUGUCACUUUGUGUGGACAAACUGACAGAAAUUCUCGCCAGUGAUGACGUCAACGUGUCCAGUGAGGAGCUAGUGUUCGAAGCUGCCAUGCUGUGGCUAAAUAAAUGUCCGUCCCGCAAGCAGAGCUUUGACAAGGUCCUGGAGCACGUCCGUUUACCUCUCAUCAGCCCUUACUACCUCCAUGAUGUGAUAGAGUCUCUGGAUGUGGUGAAGGAGAACCAGGGCUGCCAGAGGCUCAUCUCCGAGGCUAAAGACUACCUACUGCUGAAGGAUCGCCGCAGGGAGCUCUUCUGCCCCCGGACAAGGCCGCGCAGAUCCACAGGAACAUCUGAAGUCAUCAUAACAGUCGGUGGGGAGGACGACAAGGUGGUGCUGCGUAGUGUGGAAAGCUUCGAUCCCAUGACCAAUAAGUGGAAGAACCUCGCCUGCCUGCCCUUUGCUGUGAGCAAGCACGGCUUGGUGGUGUCGGACUCGACUCUGUAUUUAGCAGGCGGGGAGUUUCCUGACGGCUCAGCCAGCAGGGAGCUGUGGCGCUAUGACCCAUGCUUCAACUCUUGGAUGGAAAUGGCUCCUAUGAACGUUGCUCGCUCUGAACUUGGCCUCGUGAUGCUGGACGGUUUUGUCUAUGCGGUGGGCGGCUGGGAAGGGCGCUAUCGUCUCGCCUCAGUCGAGUGCUACAACCCUCACACAAACUCCUGGCAGUUUACAGAAUCUGUCAAGAUGGCUGUCACAAGCCCUGCGGUGGUGGCCCUGGAUGGUCUUCUCUAUGUUACUGGUGGAGCAGUUCUGGAAGAUGGCGACGGCACAGAUCUCACGCAGGUGUACAAUCCUAAAACCGCCUCAUGGACGGAAGUUUCCCCGAUGCAGAUUCCUCGUUCUGGUUCAGCAGCUUGUGGGUGGCACGCCUCAAAGGAAAACACAGACAAGGUGGAGUGUUACAAUCCUAAGACAAAUCAGUGGACUAUGUGCUCGCCUAUGAAAGAACGACGCUACCGACCCGGUGCUGCUGUGCUGGAUGGAAAGAUCUACGUCCUGGGAGGAGAGGAAGGAUGGGACAGGUACCACGACACGAUCGAGAGGUUCUGCGACGUGACCGACACGUGGGAGCUUGUCGGGGAGUUGCCCACCAGUCGCAGCUGGCUAAGUUGUGUGUCGCUCCUGCUGCGGAAGGACAUUCACUGCAACAUCUCCCCCAGUAAGCCAAACGACGAAUAA
Molecule: messenger RNA, 1548 nt
Organism: Doryrhamphus excisus (bluestripe pipefish)
Lineage: Eukaryota; Metazoa; Chordata; Actinopteri; Syngnathiformes; Syngnathidae
Source: RefSeq, a predicted model, not a curated record